CGCGCGGAGAAGAGCCCGCGCCGCAGUACGAAGAAGCAGCACAGCUUACAAGGAGGCGUGAAAACGAAUCGAGCGAUGUCGGCUCCGGUGCUGGCCUCUCGACCCAUAUUGGACACUCGGGCCGUGUCCCAGGGGCUUCUCCGCCCGGCCGAGCCCGAAGUGGCCCUCAACACGGGGCUCUACUCAUCAGCCGGCCAGGCGACCGCGGGCUACCGAAGCGCAAAGUACACCACGAACGAAUGGCACCAGGGGAACUACUCCAGUUACUUCGCCGCUUUGACCGACCUCGAGAAUGCCGAGGUCCUCCGCCGCGAGUCCAAGAAACUGACCAGCGAGACCCAGGCGAGCACGCAGACCGCGCAGGCCAACGCCACUCGCAUGCUGGGCGAACGACUGCAGGAGCUGCACGCCUGGAAAUCGGAGCUGCAGCGGCUUAUCGAAGCGCUCAGGGCCGAGACCGACCUGCUGCUGGCCCAGAAGAGGAGGCUGGAGAGCGCACUGAAUGCCACCGAGACCCCCCAGCUGAUAGCCACGGACAACCUGCAGUGUCGGGAGAGGCGCGUGGGCUCCGAUCUGGUCAAGGACGACGUGGAAGUGGAGCUCCUCAAGGAGUUGGACCUCAUCCACAGUGUCCAGGAGCUCCUCAAGAGGACUUUGGCCCAGGCAGUCAGUCAAGUCAGAUCCAACAGAACCAUCAAGAGCACUCUGGAGAUGGACUGGUCUGACAAAUACGAGGCAUACAGCAUCGACGACAAGUGUGGCCGACACAACAGCAAGUGCACCGAAACACAGAGACACCCCAGCAGCGUCAAGUUCCAGGACAGCUUAUCAACUCCAGAGACAUGGAACAAGUUUACUGAAGAUAACAUAAAGCUGGGCGAGAACGAGCAAAUGGCUUCUGCCAACCUGCGCGCCCUGAUCGACAAGGUGCUCCAGGAUACGGCUGAAGAUCUACGUGCCCAGUGUGCCGAUGUGGAUAAGGCAUUCGCCAAGCGCUGUGAGGAGAUGAGCGAUGCAAAAUUCCGGCUGGAGCAUCACCUGAAUCAGAUCCUGGAGCAGAUAAGCGCGCAGGAGAAAAACAUCGUGGAGCUGCAGCAGGCCAUCCGGGACAAAGAAGCUCCCCUGAAGGUGGCUGAGACGAGGCUGUACCGCCGGUCAUUCCGGCCUAACAUGGAGCUCUGCCGAGACCCCGUGCAGUUCAGGCUGGUGAGCGAGGUUGGCGAGAUCACAGAGUCCAUCGAGUCCCUGCAGAAGAAACUCGAGGAGGCCAAGCAGUCCCUGAGCAGCAUGGAGGACACUCGGAUGUCCCUUGAGAAGGAGAUUGGGAAUAAGAAGAACAGUCUCUUCAUUGAUCGGGACAAGUGCAUGACCCAUCGCACCCGCUACCCGCCGGUCAGCCGACUGCUGGGAUAUUAAUGAGGGUCAGCAAGCUCACUGGCCCGCCCCCUUUUUUUCCUGCUGUGGUCAUUUAAACUGCAGUGGUUUGGUUUUAAUAAAAGUGUGUCGUGACUGUCA
Molecule: messenger RNA, 1515 nt
Organism: Polypterus senegalus (gray bichir)
Lineage: Eukaryota; Metazoa; Chordata; Cladistia; Polypteriformes; Polypteridae
Gene: tekt4
Product: tektin 4
Exons: 6
Coding region: 76-1416 (446 amino acids)
Biological process (GO): cilium assembly; cilium movement involved in cell motility
Cellular component (GO): microtubule cytoskeleton; sperm flagellum; nucleus
Source: RefSeq, a predicted model, not a curated record